Gavialis gangeticus (Gharial) is the source of this 2707-nucleotide messenger RNA. Its product is annotated as protein FAM19A5-like. Bases 1 to 387 code for a protein of 128 amino acids. The transcript is spliced from 4 exons. Lineage: Eukaryota; Metazoa; Chordata; Crocodylia; Gavialidae. The record is from RefSeq and is a predicted model, not a curated record.
AUGCCGGCCGGAUGGAGGGAGCUGUCGGCCGACGACGGGGCCGCGCUGUGCUGCCUGCUCUGCUUCUGGCUCCUCUACUCGCAGCCGCCCAAGGAAGGUAAGGAGCUGGAGGUGGGGAUGUGUGAGAUCACAGCGCUGGACAGGGACCUCAGCCACCCCAGGAGGAUGAUUGCCAGGCAGACAGCGCGGUGCGCGUGCAGGAGGGGCCAAGUGGCUGGCACGACCAGGGCAAAACCAGCCUGUGUGGAUGCUCAGCUCAUUGCCAGUAAACAGUGGUGCGGGAUGGAGCCCUGCGACGAAGGAGAGCAGUGCACUUUGUUAAUCAAUCGCUCAGGAUGGAGCUGCACAAGACGACUGGGCCGAAUAAAGACCGUCACUGUCUCCUGACAGCAGCAAGUCACCAGGUGCAAGAGCUGUGCCUCCACUCCUGGCUGCCGAGGCAGUCCCCAUGCCACCUUCCUGGAGCCAGGGGAGCCCUGACUGUCUGGUAUCCACAUGGGUCAAUCUCCUUGCAGUGGGGCUUUGUCUUGGCUCUGUGGACUGCACCCUGGACCUGGAGCCACCUGGGCAGGGGCCUCACUCCAUUGCUGCCAGGACCGUGCAAACAGCUCAAACAAAUGGGCCGGAUUUCGUUUUAUUCCAGGCACUCUGGAGGGUUUUUAACUGAAAUGCAACUUUCUGCAGAUCUUUUUUUGUGAAUGGAGGGAGCAACCUCUUGGCAUCCCCAGGGUCAGAGGUCUGGUGGAUAUCUUUGCAGUGGCUGGGAGUUGCCUGGCCCCCCAAGACAUGGAGGAAAACAGCUUGGACAGAUGUUUAAUCACAGCAGGGGCUGAGAGUUGGAGAGAUGCACCUUGAAGAAAAUCGUCUCGUUUCCCCCAGUCUCUGGAGUGCAGAGCGUGAGCCAUCCCAGAGGGAGUCCCUCUUAAGAGUCGCUGAGGUCUCCUCAUCCAUGGCUUCCCAGCCUAUUCACAGCAGUUUGUACAGAGCAAGAGUCCUGCGGAGUGGGGCAAGCCGACUGCCCUCCACUUCUCAGCACGGCAUCCCCGGGGGCCGCUGUGCUGAGCGGAGACAGUGAUGAUAUACGGAAGAUGAGCCGAUCUGUUUCCAUUUGCAGUUUGUCCAUCGGCGGCUCCCUGUUUCCCCCGGUGUAUUCCAUGGCCCCGAACAAGUGGCUGAGUCGUCACUAGAAAUAAAUCCUCGGCCUGCCAUCCAUUCCCAGGCAGUCUAUCAGUGGGCAGGCAGCGGAAGCUGGAAGCCGAGCCGUGUCAAUUUGUUUUGACCAGUCAUGCAGCCUUGUGUUUGUGCCUGCAGCUGUGGGAGUUGAAGGGGGUCUGUGUCAAGAGUUUGCUGCCCUUGGUGGCUUCCACCAGUGUCCCUGCAAAAAAACAUAUUCGCUAGGAAAGAGUGAGAGUGGAAGGGAGGAAGCAUGGUGGAAGCAGGCAGGCUUCCCUGCUUGGAGGACACGUGGGUGAGGUGUUCGGCUGGAGGUGGAGGUAUCAUGGGGACACAAUGUCUGACGGUAGAGUGGGGAUGCGAGCUGGUGGCUGGGUUCGGAAGGGCUUGUUUGACUCCUGGCAUGGAUAGGACCUCAGUGUUAGAGGAGGCUUUGGGCAGCCAGGUGGGGCUCUGCAGAAACACGUUAGGCCUGACUUUGGGGGCUUUGUCUAGAGCAAGCUUUGGAAGGCAUUGGCCGGCAUGUUGGCAGCCUAGCAUAGAUAAUGCAGUGUGCUUUUAAUGCAGGUAACACCAGAAAUGUCCAAUCCCCAGCACAGAAACACCCUAUCCUAUAUGAAAGGCACGCUGUUUUAUCUACGCUGGGCUGCAACCUGUUAGCAAAUACCUUCCAAACCCCAGGUUCCUCUAGGCAGGAGGUGCUGAAUGUCCACAACCCACCCUGAAGCUAGUGGGCAUCGAAGCUGCAUAGGACCCCUCAGGAUCAAGCCCUUUCUCACUGUCCAUCCUGACUUCUCUAUACAGUCCUACAGGUAACAUAGUGCUUGAUGCUGGAGAAGUGAAGGCCCUUGCCCCACAGAGCUCGGAGGCAGGGCUGAGCCAAAUCCCUGGUGAGAACCUCACCAAGCUGUGGGAAGCUUGUACCGUGGGGCGUGUGUGUCCUCAGGGUCACUGCCACAUGGAGAUCUGUGGUUUGCACUGGAUGUCCAUGCCACCAGGCCUCAAAGAAGAGGUGGGAAAAGGGAAGCAUGAGCAUAUGUCACUGGCAGACCAAGGGGACAGCUGGACAGAGAGCAGAGGCAGGCGGAGGGGCAAGAAGAGGCUUGUGUGGAAUCAGGGGUCCCCAUGACACUGUGAUGCUAAAGAAGAGUCCCACUGAUAAGAUCCAGCCUGAUCCCUGAGCCACAGCACCCUGUUUCCAAAGCAGCGUGCUUGUCUCGGUGCCCCAUUCCCAGAGCAGACAGGCAGCUGCGUGGGGAUUUCCCUAUAGGGUGCCAGGCUCUGGCUUUGGUGGCAGUGCACAGGGUGACCCAGCGAGACACCGUGCACACCCUAUAGAGCCAGCUGCUGCCGAGGGGACCAGCCCCUCCGUCACCUUGUAAAUAUUACCAGGGCUCCCUCUCGCCUCCCGCCCCCUCCCAUCUCAUUGUGAGUCGGACUCCUGGGUCCAAGAGCCUUUUCCACUGUAAGAAAUUUCCAAAAACUUGUAAUGUUGACAUCGUCAGGAAAUAAAAUUCUAACUUUAUUAAUCAAA